Messenger RNA from Suillus paluster, 393 nucleotides. RefSeq lists its product as uncharacterized. The coding region runs from base 1 to 393 and encodes 130 amino acids. The transcript has 5 exons. The record is from RefSeq and is a predicted model, not a curated record. Lineage: Eukaryota; Fungi; Basidiomycota; Agaricomycetes; Boletales; Suillaceae.
AUGCCUGGGGACUCUACUUCACUACCAACAACUUCACCAAUACAAACUGAAGCACCAAAAUUGAAGAAAUCACUGCAAAAAUGCAAGAGAGAAUUGUCUGAUAAUGAUACUGACAAGAAGAAACCUAACAAGCGAACAAAGAAACGAGAGAACAGGGACUCGGACUUGACCCAACAACGAGAAGCAGCUGAAAAGGCUGACUACAUCAAGGAUAAACAGAAGCAGCAUGACUGUGAAGCCAUCUUGAAGAAUGUCUCAAAGGAUGUAGAGGCUUGGACGAUCCGAACCUAUAAGACAAUCACUGCUGCUGCACCAUACCUGCUCCAACACUGCUCAAUUGCAACAAGAAGAAGUGGGAAGAACUCGAGGGGCUUCUCGCUGAGAUGCAAGUAA